AUCGAGUUCUCCCCUCACUCGCGUCCCAGGCACGACGUGGUGGAAGUGGCCGGUCUGACGUCCUUCUCCUUCGGUGACGAUGAGGAGAGUCGUUACGUCAUGAUCUUUAAGAAGGAGUUCGCCCCGUCGGACGAGGAGCUGGAGGCCUAUCGCUGCGGGGAGGACUGGGACCCACAGCGGGCUGAGGAGAAACGCCGCCUCAAGGAGCUGGCUCAGAGGGAGGCGGAGCAGGAGGCACUGAGGGGCCCCGCCGUGGUGAACCCCAACACCGACUACAAGGACAAAUACAGUCACCUCAUCGGCAAGGAAGCCGCCAAGGACGCCGCCCACACCAUGCAGGCCAACAAGGCCUACGGCUGCGUUCCCGUGGCCAACAAGCGGGACACACGCUCCAUCGAGGAGGCCAUGAACGAGAUCCGGGCGAAGAAGCGGCUGCGGCAGAGUGAAGACGAGGGGCCGGGCGGGGCCGGGACCUCCUAGUGCUGGGGGGGGCGUCCUGCCCAGAGAGGUGGGGCGGGGAGCAGAUCGCAGGGACUGACCCGAAACCUGCUGCUGUGUGUGAACCUUGCUUGGGGUGUCCUGACUGGCGGGGG
Terrapene triunguis (Three-toed box turtle) is the source of this 593-nucleotide messenger RNA. Its product is annotated as sperm-associated antigen 7. The record is from RefSeq and is a predicted model, not a curated record. Gene Ontology annotation, molecular function: nucleic acid binding. The transcript is spliced from 4 exons. The annotation marks the transcript as partial. Lineage: Eukaryota; Metazoa; Chordata; Testudines; Emydidae.